This is a messenger RNA of Nerophis lumbriciformis (worm pipefish), 2550 nucleotides long. The record is from RefSeq and is a predicted model, not a curated record. Lineage: Eukaryota; Metazoa; Chordata; Actinopteri; Syngnathiformes; Syngnathidae.
AUGAACGUCGACAAGGAGAAAAAGAGGAGCAGCUCAGAGCGUCGCAAAGAGAAAUCCCGCGACGCCGCUCGCUGCCGCCGUAGCAAAGAGACCGAAGUUUUCUACGAGUUGGCCCACCAGCUUCCACUUCCGCACAGCGUUAGCGCUCACCUGGACAAAGCGUCCAUCAUGCGGCUGGCCAUCAGCUUCCUGCGCACGCGACGACUCUUCGACGGCCACAGCGGUGGCGGCGACAAGCAGAUGAGUAGCCUGUACCUUAACUCUCUGGAGGGCUUCAUCACCGUGGUAACGUCGGACGGCGACAUGAUCUUCCUGUCGGAGAACAUCAGCAAGUUCAUGGGACUUACGCAGGUGGAGCUGACCGGCCAAAGCAUCUUCGACUUCACGCACCCGUGUGACCACGACGAGAUCAGAGAGAACCUCAGCCUCAAAACAGCAAGUCAGUCGUUUUUAGUUGACAAAUGCACACGUGGAAAGAAGGGCAAACAGCAGAGCGUGGAGCGGGAUUUCUUCAUGCGGAUGAAAUGCACGGUGACCAACAGAGGGCGCACUGUUAACCUCAAGUCCGCUAGCUGGAAGGUGCUGCACUGCACGGGCCAGCUGAAGAUGUACACGGGCUUGCCGCAGCUUCCGUUGUGCAGAUUGAAGGAGCCGGCGAUGACCUGCACAGUUCUCCUGUGCCAACCCAUCCCGCACCCGACCAACAUUGACGCACCACUCGACAGCAGGACCUUCCUCAGCCGACACAGCAUGGACAUGAAGUUCACCUAUUGUGAUGAAAGAGUGAGCGAUUUGAUGGGCUACACACCCGACGAUCUCCUGGGCCGGUCGGUUUACGACUUUUAUCACGCUCUGGACUUGGACAGCGUCACUAAGAGUCACCAGAACAUGUGCAGCAAAGGCCAAGCAGUUAGCAGCCAGUACCGAAUGCUAGCUAAGAGCGGUGGCUAUGUGUGGGUGGAGACGCAGGCCACGGUCAUUUACAACGGCCGCAAUUCGCAGCCUCAGUGCAUCGUCUGUGUCAACUACGUGCUCAGUGACAUCGAGGAGAAAAGCACCAUCUUCUCUCUGGAGCAAACAGAGGCGCUGUUCAAGCCAAAAAUGGCCGGCGUGUUCUUCACCGGGGAGAACGGAGGGAGCGACGAGGCGCUCUUCACUAAACUCAAGGAGGAACCUGAAGAGCUUGCACAGCUGGCACCGACAGCGGGAGACACCAUCAUCAGCCUUGAUUUCGGCCAUCCUCUUUUUGAGAGACCAGCGCUGGCUUAUGCCCAGCACCCCUCAGCCUCCAUGCCCGUCCGGGGCACCCCGACCUGGGCCGACGAGAUGCUGGAGGCCGCCACCCCUCCGGCGGUUGGCGACGUGUCCGGCGUGGCUGCCGCUGCCACCUCCACUUUCACGGCACAGCAGAUCCCGCCGCCCUGCAGUGCCACCCCUAGUCUGAGUAGCUGCUCCACGCCCAGCAGCCCCGGCGACUACUUCAACACUACCGACGGAGAACUGAAGGUGGAGCUGACGGAAAAGCUUUUCGCUUUGGACACGGAGGACGACAACUCUGCAAAGACUCAGCGGGACUUGAGCGACUUUGACUUGGAGACGUUGGCUCCGUACAUCCCCAUGGACGGAGAAGACUUCCAGCUCAAUCCCAUCAACCCCGAGGCCGAGCCCCUGGACGCGGGGCCCCUAAGAGGCUCCCCGCUGAUCGGCGGUGGACACCCCCCGUCCCAGCAGAGUUUCAGCAACAUUGUCAGCCUCUUCCAGCCCCUUUCCUCCCCGCCCCGCAGGCAAGAGCGCUACUGUCCGCCAACCGCAGCCCCCUCCUGGGCGGAGGAGCAGGCCCGGGGUCAAGGGGCUCUGGACCCGAGGGCCAGUGCUUACGUGAUUGGGCACGCGCAGAACCCGCCUUACCGGGCACCGGCCAGCACCCCCCUGUCUUCAAUGGGUGGCAUUCAGAACCUGCAGUGGCCCCCGGACCCUCUUUUGACUUACCAUCAACAAGCGGUCAACAAGACAUUUUCUAUGGCGACCGAGCGGCAGCCAUGUUUCCAGCAGAACCUGCUGCAUGGCAUGCAAAAUGACAGGUCCGUGGAAGAUUUGGGGCGCAACUACAGAGAUGCGAGUCCGGUCAAAAACAUCAAGCGCUCCUUCGGGCAGAUGAUGGGUCAAAAUCGGGCGCCAGGAAGCUUGCAAAAGAAAAUGAGGGGUGAAACGGACACUCGAGCGGGACCCUUGCCCGAUACAGUCUCGCCCAUCCAGAUGAUGCUCGGCACCAGAAUCCCGUGUUUCAGCGCUCCGCCCCAGCACCGAAAGUCUGAAUAUCCCGGAAGUAUGACGGGUGAGGCACAGCUCGACGUUAGCGACUUGUGACCCGCUUUCCUCACAUAUUUCCCCCUCGCAGGUCUUGCCAGUCGUCUUCUGGGCCCAUCAUUGGAGCCGAAUUUCCUGCCCGAGUUGACCCGCUACGAAUGCGAAGUCAACGUUCCGCUGCAGGGCAACCUGCACCUGCUCCAAGGCUGCGACCUGCUCCAAGCUUUGGAUCAGGCCACCUAG